Molecule: messenger RNA, 1047 nt
Organism: Branchiostoma floridae (Florida lancelet)
Lineage: Eukaryota; Metazoa; Chordata; Leptocardii; Amphioxiformes; Branchiostomatidae
Product: tripartite motif-containing protein 2-like
Exons: 1
Coding region: 1-1047 (348 amino acids)
Cellular component (GO): extracellular region
Molecular function (GO): protein binding
Source: RefSeq, a predicted model, not a curated record
AUGCAACCAUUUCAUCGCCAAGUAGAAUGUCUUACAGGGAUACCUGGAGAUGUUGGCGGUGACAAGGUUGGAACAGACCCGACUGUUAAGGAAGAAGACAGGAAAACUCCAAGACAAGACUCUGGAAGUGGGAGCAAUGAAAAAGUGGAAGUCCUCGGUACAGAAGCACCCGAGCAAGAGCGAUACACAGCGGGGACAGAAGGAGCGACAUCUGGCUCUGCUGGGGACUUGAAACAGGGCGUGAUCACUUUUGGUGGGGAAGGAUCAUAUCCUCGAAAGUUUCGGUUCCCAUGUGGUGUUAUGGUGUCGCCUAGCAACGAGAUAUUCGUGGCUGAUGAAUACAACAUGCCGAUCCAAGUCCACAGCACGGAGGGGGUUUACCUGCGCCACUUCCCAACAGUUGUACCGGGUACAGGGGAUAAGGUCAUGCGGCCACGUGAUGUUUGUAUGGACGGUAACGGCACGCUGUGGGUGGUGGGGCGAGAAGAGACAGCUGACCAUGUUGUACAGUACAGCACGGACGGGACCGCCAUGGCGGGGUUCGAUGUUAAGAAAAGCAGAUAUGUCCGCGGCAUCGCAGUAGACAUGCGCACUAACCACAUCCUGGUGACUGAUGCAGACCAAGGUGCAGUUCAUGUGUUCCGUCCGGACGGCUCCCUGGUGCGGACAGUCCGGCUUCCAAGGGGUGAGAAGACAGACCCAUGGUACAUCACUGUGAACGGGGAAGGGAACAUUCUUGUGUCAGGCUGGGGAACUCACUGUGUCUACGUGUAUGACGAGUCCGGGAAGUUCCUGUUCCAGUUUGGAGGUGAGGGAAGUGGUGAAGAUCAGCUGGAUUAUCCCUGUGGCAUCUGUACAGUCAGCUCGGGUCACAUCCUCGUGGCGGACUUUGGGACCGAGAGAGUUCAGAUCUUCACACGUCACGGCGAGUUUGUCCGUACCGUCCCUACUGGGUUUCGGCCGGAAUGCCUGGCUGUGGGACCGGAAGGGCAGCUGGUUGUGACUGAUUGGGAUAAAUACACUGUGACUGUAUUUCCUAACUACUGA